AGGAUCCGCGUUCAGCUUUCUGGCUGUAAAGCCUCAAUUUAUCUUCUUACUCUUUCGUGGAAACUACCGCGUGCUGCUCCCACGAUAACGUCAUCGUAAAUUUCAUUUCUACCGCUUUCCAUUUUUCAGGUGGUUAUAUAUUUGAUUCAAUUUUUCUUUGUCAUUAUCUUUUGUUCCGCAUUACAAGAACUACUGACAUACAGUUUGUUCUAGUAGUAGAUUGGUUCUUUUCAACAAAAGACGGUCUUUCUUUCAUCCUAAUAAUAACAGUCGAUAAUACAGUCUUUCUUUCCACUUUCAUCCGAUUAAUAUUAACAUCAGUCGAUAACUACAAGAAGAAGAAUAUCACAAAAAUGACGCGUGAAAAAGCGCUGGAGCAUAAGGCCUUGGGGAACAAGGAUUUCCAGGCUCAAAAUUUUGCUGAAGCCAUCAAGCACUUCACGAACGCAAUCGCAGAGGAUGAUACAGAUCACGUCUUUUUUUCGAACCGAAGUGCCUGCUACAGUUCCCUUCACGAAUACGACAAGGCACUAGCGGAUGGGAAGAAAUGCGUUCAGUUGAAACCAGAUUGGGCGAAAGGGUAUUAAUAUGAAUUUACAUACUUACUAGGGAGUUCAAGUUGUAAGAGUCUGUGGAGAGAUGUCAAGUUCAAGUUCACAGAAUCUAGGGAGUAUCUCCACUUACUAGUCGUAUGACGAUGAAAGACCCCCUGCCCCCGUAAUGAUUCAUAAUUAAGCAUACUUACUAGGGAGUUCUAGUAUUAAAGAUUAAUCCUAUUAAUUAUUUACUAGGGAGUUCUAGGGAAUUCAAUUUCUACGGACAACUUUCUAAACACAUAUACAACUAGGGAGAAAUUUCUUGGUGGAUUUAUCUUGAGGGCAUGAGAAACUUGAUAUAAAUUUACUUAUGUGUAUCAUGGAUGUGCUCCUACUAUGUGCUCAUUUAGAUUGUUUAUGUUUUAGUGCAGGUGGGUUCUUAGUCUUUGAUUAAUCACCGUCUAGUCCUUUCGCAUAUUUAUGAAUGUGUAUCGACCGUUGUGACGGGUCGCAUAUACCCAUUCGGGUUCCGCAUUGAUCCCCUCGUCUUCUCAGGUCUACCAACAUCUGCUGAUCACCAUGGAGCUUUUUUUAAAUAGUAAUACCUGCUCUACUUGUUCCACGUCCCCAUAUUACAGUUACACCCGAAAAGGGCUUGCGGAGUAUUUCUUGGGCAAAUAUGACGAAGCCGAAGCGACCUACGCAGCUGGUCUCAAGCUAGCACCAGAAGACAAGUCGUUGCAAGAGGGGCUUGAAAAAGUAAAGAAUGCCAAAGCCAGCGGAGCGGGUGGUAGUACUGAAUAUUUCUGUACCAGCAUGUAAAAAACUUACUGUAUAUUAUUGAGGUAUUUAAUGAAAGUGGACAAGCACGACUAGAAGUAGCACGUUUUUUUUUUUGGAAUCGAUCAUGGUACACGGACUCGCAUAAUUGCUUUCCGAAAAUCGUAAUCAAUUUCAGAAAUUUCACCUAUACCUCCAUCACUCAUCUUCCCCAAGCUAAAAUCCCCACUCUCAUCAACGUAAACAAAUCAAAAGGUGGCGCCGGAGCCGAUCCCCUAGGCGGCUUGGAUAUGUCAAGGCUCAUGACAGCCAUGCAAAAGAACCCGAAGAUCGCGACGUAUUUGCAGGACAAAGAAUUGAUGCAGAAAUUCCAGAUGCUGAUGCAAGCACAGAAGAUUAUGAAAAAUUAGUGUUUGAUGGUGCAAAGAGUAGCACUUUUAAUUAUAGUACAAGAUUCUUAUAAUUCCUAUAGUCAAUGAUCACGUUGGAGGCAAAAGAAAUCAAAACCCUCAUAGCUAUAAAUGCUGAUUAUCAUUACGAUUAGUGUCCCUUUGAUACAUCAUCUUCGAAAUUAGUAUGUCACUCAUUCAUUCUUUAAUACAUCAUCUUCAAAGAAGUACUCAUAUUUGUAGAUAUAUUUCUUUUCUAAGUUGGACCCGCAGAUGAUGCAGGCGAUGAGUGGCACCUUGAUGCAGGAUCAACGACUUCUGGAGCUCUUCAUGGCUAUGCAGGGCAUGGAGAUGCCUGCAGAGCGGGAGCCAUUUGCUCCAGAUGAGAGGCCUGCCGCUUCCGCUAGUCCCAAAAAACCUAAGGUUAAGGCUCUAGAUUGAUAUUUCAUCUUUUGCCGCAUCCUUGAUUGAGUAGAAGUAUGGCAUGCUCGAGUAAUCGGCCAGUAAGGGUCGACCUAUUAUCCACCUUAACAAUAUGCUGUCGAUGAGGCCUUACGCAGGUUCCUCUCUACAGAAUGCUUGCAUGGGUGGAAGUCCCCACGUACAAGCAAUAGCGUGAACAUUUGCGUGUUGUACUCUUCAGGGAUGCAGUUGAAAGAUGAACCGCGGAGAGCUCUAAUAAGGUGGAAGAAAAAAAGGACGAACGAACAGACGAACAAAAGGAGGCAGACGCCUUUAAGGAUGAGGGGAAUAAAUUGUAUUUAAAGAGCAAGUUUUUUUCAUUGAGCUUUUAGAUUUCGAAGUUUACUACAAGUAGCUACGCACAAACACAUACUUCACAUGAUAAAGGUACAUACUUGUAAUACAGGUGCUUCCAAUGAAGCUCGGACUUGUUCUUGUCAUGUCCACUACCCAGUACCCUUUGCCCUUCUACCCUACAAGAACCCCACCACCACAGGUACAAGGCUAGAAAAUUCGAAGAAGCCAUUGCGCAGUAUGACAAGGCCAUUGCGACUUUUGAGGAUCUCACCUACUACAACAAUAAAGCGGCUGUCCUAGUAGAGCAGAAGGAGUUUGAGAAGUGCGAAGCCCUGCUCAAAGACGUACUGGAGCGACGAUAUGAGAUCAACAGUAAGAAUCCUGGAACUGCCAGUUUCGAAAAAGUAGGAAAAGUACUGAACCGAAUGGGUGCGUGCAUGAUGAAGCAAAAGAAGUUCGAUGCAGCGAUGGAGUACUACGAGAGAUCACUGGCGGAAGACAACAACAAAAACACCAGAACAGCGAUAGCAGAUGUGAAGAAAGAGAAAGCGAAGUUCGAGAAGGAAGCAUAUAUAAAUGUCGACCUAGCGGAAGAACAUAAGGAGAAAGGUAUAGAUCAUACAGACGGACUUUGACUCAGAGACUUAGAAAGAUGUCGAAGACACUAUUUACUAGAUAAGAAAAGGUGAGUUAGAUGAAGACACUAUUUACUAGAUAAGAAAAGUUGAGUUAGAUGAUGAAGACACUAUUUACUAGAUAAGAAAAGUUGAGUUAGAAGUAGCGAGGCUCAACGUCAACAUUUAAGUACAAUGAUUUAGAUUUUCUUUGAAACCAGCAAGAACAUGAGUUACAGACAUGCACCUUUUCCGCAAUCAUGUUCGAAUUUCCAUCUAUUGAACCCUCAUGAUCUUACUUUACCAGGUAAUGCGUUCUUCAAGGAAUCGAAAUGGGCAGACGCAAAGAAGGAGUAUGAUGAAGCCUGCAAGCGAAAUCCAAGCGACGCGAAACUCUUCGGUAAUCGUGCAGCGGCUUUGACGAAAUUAAUGGCGCACCCUGAUGCCCUGAGGGACCUGGAGGAAGCAGUCAAGCUCGAUCCCAACUACGUGAAGGCAUACUCGAGAAAGGGCGCAUGCCACUUCUUCAUGAAAGAGUACUCCUGCUACUUUUUUUUGUUUGAAAAUGUUUACCCGGAGAACCCUCGUGGGGAGAUGAAGAAGGCAAGGUAGAACGCGGCGCCUGCGUGUGCUCUUGCUAUGUCCCGCACCCUGCCUGAUAUCGUUUGCCAUGCGCCUGCGCGUGGUGCGGGCACGUGACUCGUGGAAGCCGAUCGGCGGACUGGGUAGGGUGCGGGCUGCCCGUGCGUGGUGCAGCGCGGGUGGGAGGUUCUUGUUUGGCGCCCGUCUCACAGCGUGGGCCGUUGCGGUGCUUUCCAGCGAUCGCGGCCGCGCUGUGCCCGGCGGUGCGUGAGUGCUUUAAGCGAUGAGGAGCGCCCGGAAACGAGACGGCAGCGGCGGGGAACGAGAAAAGGCGCGCCACCUUCAGGCACGGGCCAAGGGCUGCGGCAGACCCUGCUUGGGCAAGCGAUGCAGGAAAGCGGCAAAGCCCCGCCUCCGCCUCCGCAGGCUUGUGGGUCUGCUAGGGCUAGGCGCCGCGGACGUCGCCGCCGGCAGACCAAGACCCCGAAGGAUUUUACGCGCCAUGCCUGGGAAAAAAAACGGAGCGCGCCCCCAUAUCUACGGCAGCCGCUCCAUCUUCAGCCAUAUGGAAAGGAGCCUGCACACCUGCGGGCACUUGCCAGGCAGUCAGCACCCAGCGGCGUCCUUGUCUGACAAUUGAGCGGAAGCCAGGCGAAGCACUGGCCUGCGCUUCAUCUGCAAGCCCAUCCCGCGCGGCACCAUAGGGCGAGGCGCUGGCGUAGUCGCGGCGAAGUCAUGGGGCCAAGCCAAGCGGGGCAGCGAGCAAGCCGGCCGGGUGGGUCGGCCGUGGGGGCCCGUCUUUGCGGGGGUCAGUCUCUUCCACCUUCGGCCUUCUUUUCGGUCGGGGCUCGCUGACUGCAUAAGAUAAGGAGCGUGCGCGCAUGUAAAUACCGCGGCAAAAAGGCGCGGGCUAGUGGCCCCUGAGGAGGCGGGAGCCGUGGCCAUGAAUGUGAUGCAGAGGCACGGACCAGAUGCGUGGCAGCUAGCUUCACCGGCGUGGCAUGUCUAUAAAAUGUCGGGGGCAAAAAGGUGAGCGCUAUGCGGGCCGUGAACGAAGCGAGGGGCUUGCUUGGGUUGGCUGUUUCAUGAAGUAGGGGCCUGCUGCGGGAUCGGUUGGGCAAGUACUCCCAAGGGCAGCAGGGUCGACCAGCGCGGGCGGCUCGCGAGAAAGUUCGCGCCAGGGUCGCGGGGUUGUUCUUUUUUGUGGGUUUGUGUUUGUGACCUUGAUGGGGGCAGCUGUAAACUUGGACGGCCAGCCGGGCCGCUGCGUUGGCUGUCCGCUCUCUCUUAGCAAGCGAGCGUGGGUCAUUGUGUUUGUUCUUUCCUUGUGCGUCUGGCCGGCGAGCCUUCGCAGCUCCAUCUCUAUCGCCAUGGACAAACGGAGAGUGCCGGCCCGUCUUGCUGCUUGUGGCUGCGGUGGGUUCUCCCAUUGCGUAGCCGUGCGGGGCCCAGCGCUGUUCUGUUUUUUCGUGUUUUACGCACCUCAAUGGUGAUCGGGUAUCAGCGUGACGACUGCGAUUGGACGGGGGCAGAAGCCUUUCUGAUAUCAGAAAUUUUCUUGCAUUCUCGAAAUCGUAUGGAUCCAAAAACAACAACAGCAAGCUCCUUGAUUACCGUGCAAUCUAUCAAGCAGUAGCGUACUUACCUAAUUUGGGCUUGUGAGCUUCAGCAACUACCCCCAACAAACCUACGUACCAUCACCAUUCAAACAACCUACCAACGAUCCAUCACUCAGCUACAACAAAGCGCUGGCCGCGUAUGAAGCUGGUUUGAAGAUCGAUCCCAAUGACGAUGGAUGUAAGCAGGGUCGACAGGAGACUCUAAUGAAGAUCCAAAUGUCCGCCAUGGGCGGCGGCUCAGCACCUGACGCCCAACAUUAAGGGUUAUCAAGUUGCAUUCUGCACUAAGAUCCCUGACUCUUCUUUCCCCACUAGGAAAGGCGUCAAGGAUGAUCUGAAGAAUGUAAUUGCGCAACCUGCUCUAACAACAGGUCCAGGAAGCCAUGAAGGAUCCUGAGAUUCAGGCCAUCCUCAAGGACCCACAGAUGAACAUCAUCCUCCAGCAAAUGCAGAACGAUCCCAAGAGUGCCCAGGAUAUGAUCAAUAAAGUUAAGGGUUACAACCAAAUUUACAUUGAAGUAGUUGCAUCCUACUGCACUACCAUUCUUGACCUUCUUCCCAGUGGGAAUCUGACCUCUAAUAAAGACCCGAAGAUCGCCAACGCAAUCCAGAAACUCAUGGGAGCAGGCAUUCUGCGCAUGGGCUAAGUGUUAGAAGGAGAAGGACUGGGACUGGGUCUUUAGCCUUCGCUACGUCUGGCCCGUUCCAUCUGGUGUCGAUCGUUCCUAUUUGGAUGAGAGGCAUCAACACUUAUUCUUAUACAUCUAUCUGGUGUCGAUCGUUCCUAUUUGGAUGAGAGGCAUCAACACUUAUAUUGAAUAGAUGGAAGUAGAAGCAGAGCAACACAUCAGACGGCGACCGUGGUCAUCGAUGACGAGACGGGUAUUACUAUUAUACUGGAGAAGCAACUGCAAAAGCGAAAGUAGAUCUUUGCGGAACAACAACAACAGCAACGUUUUUACUUUUAGUACUAGAUCGUUUCUUUGGACCAUACACGCACCAGCCAUGGUCAACACUUGAGUUUGCAUUCGACAUUUUCCCUUGAGAGGAUCAUGGAUCAUUUUAUGCAUUUCUUUUUCUUACCCAGGAGUCCUCGUUGAUGGGCCAGGGCAUGGACUUGUUCACAUGUGUCCUCUUUUCCUCGUAGACGGUUUAGAUACUCUUGUAGAUGUCGUGAUCCGUGAUUUUCAUCAUGGCUACGUGCUCCCGCUAUCCCGCUUCUUACGACGUAGAGUUUUAUUUAUGCUCUCCAGAGAAUAUAGUCCAAAUACUGCACGAAGAUUGACAAGGAUCUUUCACACGAGAGGCCAUGUUAUUCUCUUGUGCAUGGCGACAGUGCCGAAAAACUUCUUUUGAAAGACCGAAGUACAAGUACAGCGAGUUUCAUAGACGAGCUGGAACAAUAGAAUAGCUUCUUGAUUUCCCACAAAGGCGCAGGUAGUCCAACUGCAUGCAACUUACAACACGUGUUGCAUAGUUGGGUGUAGAAGGUACGCAUCAUGAACAGCAGGUAGCGGCACAACGCUACUGAUCGUGUUCGUUGUUCUGAUCAAUGACGAGCUCCUUUCGAGGACGAUCAUUGAUUUUGUACCGCUUAUGUACUACAGUCGGUUUUAUUCGAGUGAAUGAUAUUGUUCAGAGGGAUUUAGUCAGUACUAGCGAGUCCUGUAUUGCUAAGCAGUGCAGCGAGUAAUGCUAGUUCUUUUACUCUGCCUCCUUCCUCGAAGUCGAAUCCCCCAAGAAAUGAUCUAGUAAGUUUCGAAGCAGUUACCUGCUGAACGAUGCGAAAAUUUAAAAAAAAAAACAACGAUUUGGUUGGUUAUCUAUUUUUACGAACACUCACUACAACAUGAUUGAUGUAGAUUCUUAUUCUUUAUUGGACGUGAUAUCUAAUAUAUCUUCAGCAAAGUAAGCACAACAAGCACAAGCCACCAAAGGAGCCAACCAGCAAAUUUGACACCUAUAAGAGGACCAACAUUAUCUUUUAUCUACAUUCAUUUCUUUUUACUUUUUCUAGUUAGGUUGGCUCCACCCAUACUAUAAGAGGACCAGCAGUCAACUCUUCGCUUGGACCUGAACACCAUGACCGCUGUCAUCAGUACGUCUCUCUCUGCUGCAGUGAUCGCAGUGGGGCAAGUCUUGGUCUGCUGCAUGUUGGGAUAUUUUGUUCGACGUUUCGUUAAGGCUCGUAAUUGAUCUAGAUCUUCAUACUUAGAGCACAAAAAACAGAUGAUGUGGUUCAAUUCCGAUUGAUGUGAUAAGUAACGUAGUAAAGAUACUUACAUGGUCCACGUCCAGCGCAUCCUCGAAUUGGAAUAUUUUUAGCUUAUUUACAAGCAACCGCUAAGUUCGAUAUCUUGGAGCAUGGUGGUCCCACUACCGACAAGGCGAAGGCGUU
Molecule: messenger RNA, 7677 nt
Organism: Amoebophrya sp. A25
Lineage: Eukaryota; Dinophyceae; Syndiniales; Amoebophryaceae
Source: the annotation of a GenBank genome assembly